AUGUCUCAUCUUGAAGAAAUAUCUGAUUCUGGAAUUGAAAUGAUGGCUGAAAGUGGCACAGUUGCAGUACUUUUACCAUCAACUGCUUUUAUUUUGCGACUUCAACCACCACCGGCAAGAAAAAUGAUUGAAAAAAGUGAGAGAUUGCUCAGAUUAAUCGAAUAAGCAAUAAUUUGGUGAUUUUUUCCAGAUGUGAUUGUUGCUUUGGGAUCAGAUUUCAAUCCGAAUGCUUAUUGUUUAGCAAUGCCAAUGAUUAUGCAUUUUGGUGAGUUUUGGGUGAGGGAAAAUAGCGCCUGAACAACUCGGGAAUAUCAUUCAGACCAUCUAAAAUCUUCUCGUACUUUUGAUUUCAGUAAAUGUUUUUCCAGCUUGUGUCACGAUGAAACUUUCAAUGCCAGAAGCUCUCGUUGCUGCUACUCUCAAUUCGGCUCAUUCUUUGGGACGUGGCAAAACACACGGUGCUAUUUCGGUUGGACGAAAUGCUGAUUUUUUGAUUUUAGACGCCAAUUCAUGGGAACAUGUGAUUUACAGGUGAACAAAUUAGAUUUGGUAUUUUUGGGGAAACAUUUGAAUAUGGGUUGUUUUGGAGAACUACAGUAAUCUUGGAUUUUUGCGCCCAGUCACAGUCUUUUCCUAAAAAUAUGAUGGCUGUGAUUUAUAGUGUCCAAAACAUCUAGAAGUAUUGUCAAAAACCAAGUCUUCAGACUUAAAAGUUUUUAAUGCCAGAACCAGAUUUCAAAAAUUCCACCCAAUUCCUAAAACUCUUUGAAUAUGUUUCAGAAUAGCUGCGCAUCAAGACAUUAUUCAACACGUUUUCAAAAAUGGAAAACAAGUGAUCAUUCACCAAGAAAAGUGA
This is a messenger RNA of Caenorhabditis angaria, 856 nucleotides long. NCBI's taxonomy places the organism in Eukaryota, Metazoa, Nematoda, Chromadorea, Rhabditida, Rhabditidae. The record is from the annotation of a GenBank genome assembly.